Molecule: messenger RNA, 2379 nt
Organism: Entrophospora sp. SA101
Lineage: Eukaryota; Fungi; Glomeromycota; Glomeromycetes; Entrophosporales; Entrophosporaceae
Source: the annotation of a GenBank genome assembly
AUGGUAUCUCCAUUUUACAAUAGUGACUAUUCUUAUCAUCUUCAUCAAACUGACGAUAACUGUAACAACAAUAACGCCAAUAACAAUAUUUGUGUUAAACAACAGCAGCAAGAGCAAUCAUUCGAUUAUUCUUAUAUACAACCUUUCAUAAAUGAAAAACUUGCUGCUGCUGCUUUCGUUGCAAAAUUAUAUCAACCAUAUGUCUAUCCAGCAACAACGACAAUAUCUACUGCAACAACCGGUGAUUCUAAUACUGAUGCUACCGUUAUUGAUAAUACUUCAAACAACGUCGUUGAUUUUGAUUUGAUCAUAAAUUCUGGAAAUUUACAAUCUGUUCAACAAAAUGAUAUCGCUGUCACUGCUGCUACUGAUGCAUCUGCCAUUUAUGGUUAUAAUGAUUCUGCUUUAUAUAAUCCAUACAUCACCUUGGAUUCCAACGCUUUAUCAAAUUUUGAUCUCUUUCAAUUCAAUACCCAAUUGGAUCAACAAAAUUGUGAUUUGACUUUCGGUGACAAUAACUCCACUAGAACUCCCUCACCUGUGCCUAACACUGCACCAUCUUCUCCUUUAUAUUUUAGUACGCUCACUGAUCACUUUAACCAAAAGAUCAACGAGGAAAAUCAUCUUAAUAACAUUAAUCAUCAAUUGAUCAAUGAUGGUCUCUCUUACAUUCCUACACUUUCCUCUUAUCAAGCAAGUUUAAAAUUUGACUAUUUUACUACUCCUCACAUCUCCUCAUCAUCAGCUCAUUCUUACUACAUUAAAUCUUCACCGUCGUCAUUUGAUCAACAACAUCCCAAUCAAUAUUCUUCUAAUCAAAAUAAUAAUUUUAAUGCAAGCGAAUAUUGUAAUCCUAACUCAAUAUCAACUACAUCAUCAUUACCAUCAUCACCAUACAACGCAACUACCACCGAAAUCAUCGCCAACGUCACCAAUUGUUCACCUGUUGUUGCUUUUACUGAUGAUCAGAAGAAUAAUAAAAGACGACGUAGUAAAUGUAGAACUUUGUCCAAUCCGCCAUGUUUGAAAUCACAACCACUUACUCCAGUUCUUUCAUCCGAUUCUCAUGCCACAUUCACAACUACUUCUCCCUCAUCUCCUACCUCUCCAUCAUUAUCCAUUCAUCAAAAUUUAAUAACUGAUAAUGUAAUGAGACCAAAUAAUGUUCAUCAAUACUCCUCUACUUCUGGAGAAAAGAAAGUGAUGAUCUUAACUUCAAAGGUAGCACAAAAGUCUUAUGGAACUGAAAAAAGAUUCUUAUGCCCACCACCUACGACAAUGAUCUUGGGUUCCAAUUGGUGGUGUCCAUCACAUAACAACAACAACAAUAAUACAUUGUCUGCCCCUCCAAAGAUUACUGUUGGCAUAUCAGGGGAACAAACAAAUCAACAAGGUAUUCUUGAAUGGAUUAGCCCAUCAGGAAAUUCACUUGAUCCUACAUCAACUUGUUCAGAAAUGAAUUUCAGUGGAAAAUGCGUUUCGAAGCAUUUGUAUAUUAGUGAUGCUGAUGAAAAAAGAAAGAAAGUCGAAGUCUUGGUUAACAUUCAAAGUCCAAUGGGUGAUAAUAUUGGCACUUUUGCCAGUAAACCAAUUAAAGUCAUCAGUAAACCAAGUAAGAAAAGACAAAGUGCAAAAAAUAUGGAAUUAUGCAUUCACCAUGGUUCUACUGUUUCAUUGUUCAACCGUAUUCGAUCUCAAACAGUCUCAACAAAAUAUCUUGGCGUUUCUACACAACAAAAUGCUAAUCAAACUUCUGGUUCUUGUAAUUAUCCUAAUGGUACUUAUCUUGCUUGUCUUGGUGACGUUGUUGGAAUGCAACGUGCAAACGAUGGUCGACAGAUCAUCAUUUCAACAACCUCCACCCCCACUCCUACAUCUGCAUCUACCACCAUAAACGACAUUUCACCGCCUGCCUGGUCCGGUGCUGCUGCUGAUGUCUUAACUGAGAAUAUUAAAGUUGGACGUAAAAGACGUGUGUCUUCUCCUGCUGCCGUAAUGCGACCAUCAUCAACCAAUUCAAACAAAAGGAGGAGAGUCAAUAGUUUAAGUGGAGUAGCUAGUGAGGUAGAUUUAGCAAGACUAGCAUCUAAUACCAAUAAAAAUUCAGGUGCAUUAUGGACAGAAGACGUAACAGAUGCAGCGAUGUUACCUUACCAUUAUAAAAAAUUGUCAAGUUAUUUUGAUAAUAAAUUAACAAUGAAUAGAACAGAUUGUGAUCCAUCCGGACUGUUUAAUAAUGAUGAUGAAUUUGACGAUCGCGAUACAUCUGAACUGUUUAAUGAUGAAUUUGACGAUUGCAGUACAUCUGGAUUGUUUAAUGAUGAAUUUGACGAUUGCAGUACAUCUGGAUUGUUUAAUGAUGAACUUGAUGACAGAUAA